Molecule: messenger RNA, 708 nt
Organism: Aspergillus costaricaensis CBS 115574
Lineage: Eukaryota; Fungi; Ascomycota; Eurotiomycetes; Eurotiales; Aspergillaceae
Exons: 2
Coding region: 1-708 (235 amino acids)
Source: RefSeq, a predicted model, not a curated record
AUGUCAGUGUUGGACUUGAUGACCUUAAUGCAAGCGAGUGCUGCACGAUACAACGGACCCCACAGCUGCCCACUAGUCGGACGGACCAAGAAGACCAACUACUACCUCGAUCCGGGCGAUCAAGCUUUAUAUUCCCUCAAAGAUGUCAACUUUGAAGGAUUCUAUUGGGAGCUGAUAACAUCAUGGAGAAAUGACAGAGCCAGCGACGGCAAAUUCACUGCGUCGUAUACCAGUGAACUCAAGGUUACCAAAGGCAGCGAGAACACUCUGAACGCGAACAUGGGGAUGUCGUUCGAAGGCCUGAGUGUCGAUAUCGACGCAUCAUCCAAGACCUUCCAACAGACAGAAACGACGACAAGCGAGACGCACACCGUGGAGCUUACGGUCCCGGCGCAAACGACCGUUCACCUUUAUCAAAUGGUCUACCAGUUCAAGACGAAUAUUUGGUUCAUGAAUGAUGGACGUGGUGAAUUGUUUCAGGUGGGGAGUCAUAAAUGUUAUAUUCCUGCGCAUGUGGAGGGAUAUGUUGAGAUUCAUUCGACGGAGUAUUUCUCUAGGGAGGAGGAAUUGGAGGGUUUGGAUAGAAUCGAUGCUCACUAUUUGGACCCUGAGUGGCCGGGAUACACGGCCACGUACUUUUUUGAGGAUGCGACGGAUGAAUGCAUGGACUAUCCCUGGGAUCAUGGUGUCACUAUUCCUACCUUGUAG